AAUCUCUUUUUCUAUGUUUGUAAACUUAAAAAUUAAAAGAAAAAAAAGUAAAGAAGUCUAUUUGUUGGAAUUGUGGAGGCGGUGAGACCCACAGUUUUUUGUUUUGAAUCUUGUCCAAUUCUUGGAAAAUAAUUUAGAAAGAAAACUCACCAAAAUCUUUGUCCUAAAACUAUAAGACUUGUUCAUACUUCAACUACGGGGCGACAGCUAUUUUCCCAUUUGUGGUUUGGUGUUUAACAUUUCUAGGCUUCUCCCAUAAGAACAGUCCCACCUCCACCAACACCAAAGUGUCAUCAUUGAACCCUCAUAUUUCUCUCCUCCUUUUUAUGUUAUCACCUUUGCUUUUCUUCCUUUCUUUUGGCGUUUGAAUACACUCUUGUGCUUGGUAGGCUGUGCAAUUGAGGUAAAAUGGGCCCUCAACCCCACUCAAACAUUUUAAUGGUACUCCAUUUCGUCUUUCACUGCUCUCUUUGACCCCAUAUUGUUUGCUCUCUCACUUUUUAAUUUUUCUUUUUCUACUUUUAGCUCUUAAUGCGCUAAACAUAAGAUUCUGAGGUUUCUGUUUUCUCCCUUUUGAGACCAUCACUGGUUGUUUUAUGGGGUUUUUGCAUUUGGGAUUUUGGUUUUAGACGUGGGUCUUGGUAACAAUUUUGGAUUUCUGAACUAUGGGUUCACUUCUCUCUGCAAAAUUUCCAUCUUUUUUAUAUCCUUAAGGUUCAGGUCUUCAAUUUAGAUUCUCAAUUCAAGCUGUGGAUUUUGAAAAGAUUAAAAAUCAGCCGCUUUCUUUUUUUGUACAUAAUCCUUGUUCUAACGAAGUCUCAGAGAUUGCCCUUCUGAAAUAUGGAAAAUUCUUGAUGAUGGUGAACUUUGGAUUCUUGGUUUACGUUUGGUGGGUCAAAGAAUGAUGGUUGUGAGGUAGGGAGCUGGUUUCCUCGAAGUGGAUUGUGGUGAUUUUGGUGUUGGCUAGUUGUUGAAAGAGGAAAACAUGGACAGAAUGGUUCAACCUCCAUUGGUUGAUACAACAGCCUGUUUAUGUAGAGUAGAUGCUGGACUCAAAACUGUUGCUGGAGCAAAAAAAUACGUACCACGUACAAAGCUGUGUCUCCAACCCAGUAUUAAACCGUCCAUUCAUCCAACAAGAAACAAGGCAGCACGUAGUAAUAGGAGCUGUUACCAAUCUCCUCUGCUCCCAGGACUCCCCGAUGAUCUUGCUAUCGCUUGCCUAGUAAGGGUUCCCCGAGUUGAGCACAGGAAGCUACGUGUGGUCUGCAAAAGGUGGUAUAGACUUCUAUGUGGUAACUUCUUUUAUUCACUCCGAAAGAGCCUUGGAAUUGCAGAAGAAUGGAUUUACAUCAUUAAGAGAGAUCGAGAGGGAAAAAUUUCUUGGCAUGCCUUUGAUCCUGUAUACCAGCUCUGGCAGCCACUCCCUCCAGUCCCUAAGGAAUAUUCUGAAGCCCUUGGGUUUGGAUGUGCCGUCCUUAGUGGUUGUCACCUUUAUCUGUUUGGUGGUAAGGAUCUAUUAAAGGGAUCAAUGAGACGAGUCAUAUUUUAUAGUGCCAGGACAAAUAAAUGGCACCGUGCUCCAGAUAUGCUUCGUCGAAGGCAUUUUUUCGGUUCAUGUGUGAUAAAGAAUCGCUUGUAUGUUGCUGGUGGAGAGAAUGAGGGAGUGCAUCGAUCAUUGAGAUCAGCUGAAGUUUACGAUCCCAACAAGAAUAGAUGGUCAUUUAUUUCAGAUAUGAGCACUGCAAUGGUGCCCUUCAUUGGGGUUGUGUAUGAGGAUAAGUGGUUUUUGAAGGGACUUGGACCUCACCGGCAAGUGAUGAGUGAGAUCUACCAACCCGAAACAGACAGUUGGUACCCUUUCUAUAAUGGAAUGGUUGCAGGCUGGAGGAACCCCUGUGCUUCCUUAAAUGGGCAGCUCUAUGCCUUGGAUUGUAAGGAUGGUUGUAAGUUGAGGGUUUAUGAUGAAGUGGGUGAUUCUUGGAGUAAGCAUAUUGACAGUAAGAUACACUUGGGCAAUUCUCGGGCUCUGGAGGCGGCAGCGCUUGUUCCACUUAAUGGAAAACUUUGCAUCAUUCGAAAUAAUAUGAGUAUAUCUCUGGUUGACAUUUCCAAGUCCAAUGAUCUGAAGGGAACUACUGCUCAACAUUUAUGGGAAACUAUAGCAGGGAAAGGUCAGUUCAAAACCUUGGUUACAAAUCUUUGGUCUAGCCUUGCCGGCAGGAACCGGCUGAAAAGCCACAUUGUUCACUGCCAGGUUCUCCAAGCAUAGCGCGACCGUAAUGUUUUCCAUUCAUGCCUUGCGGUAUCUCUUGAAUAUGAUGGGGGUUGAAGCGCCAACAGCUUGGCCAGGUUGAUGCUUCUCAUGUUGUCAGAAUUUCUGUUUUUGCUAGAUUGCUAGGGUUACAAAGAUUUAUAUGAUACACAGUUGUUAAAUAUAGAAAAUUGAAAAUGCUUGUUCAAAUGUUCAUUAGCUCUUCAAAUGACUGCGAAUAUGGUUUUGCCGUAUUAAGGAUUGGCUAUGUUGUUGUAACUUAAACCUCCAUUUAUAGUUUGAGAUGACCUCUGUCAAAUGAUCAUACUAGUAACUCUUCCAAUGAGCCAGUUUGAGCUUGCUGUCACCGUAAGAGGAGGCCUUUUUCUGAAAAAAAAAAAUUGUGCGGGAAGACUUAAGCUACUUCACGAGACAUUAAUUAUCAAUCCAUUGAACUCGAGCAAUCAAUCAGAAUGAAAGUCAAAAAAAUUCCUUACCCAAAUUUCUUAUCUAAUUCGAUAUCGUAAUACGUUGUGAUAAAAACCGUGAGAAAAUACCGAAAGUAGACAUCAUAGAGAGCAUGAUUAUCAAAGACGAAAAGAUACAUCUAGGACAGUCACCUGCCCUGCUAAAACCAGGGUGACCCCGAAAUUGCUUUAUUCUUUCGAUCUUGUUUUUUAGUUUCCUUCUCAUAAAGGUAUACAAAUUAGGGAAGAAUAUUUUACAAGAAUACUAACACACACGGAAUCAAAAUGCUCAAACAUACAAAUCCAUGACAUACAGAAACCGGCUGUUCGUGAGAACGCCAUCAGAGUCUUAUGCUUUUCCAGAACCAGAUAUGUGAGAUUUUGCAAGGGAGAAACACAUUCUCUUCUGCUUCUUAUACUCAUUGUACCGCAAGAAGAAAUACCCCAGAUAAUCAAAAUCGAUGGGUGACAU
This is a messenger RNA of Gossypium arboreum, 3193 nucleotides long. RefSeq names its product F-box/kelch-repeat protein At1g55270-like. Lineage: Eukaryota; Viridiplantae; Streptophyta; Magnoliopsida; Malvales; Malvaceae. The coding region runs from base 986 to 2272 and encodes 428 amino acids. The transcript is spliced from 2 exons. The record is from RefSeq and is a predicted model, not a curated record. Gene Ontology annotation, molecular function: protein binding.